GUUCUGGAGUAACCUAAACCAUCAGAGAGUUAAAAGAACCAUUCGAUUUGGCAGUUCCAAUGAGCAUUUCCACCUGAUUCCUGUUAAGCUGCUAUUCUUAUUUAUCCAGAACUCAUCUCACCCGUCUCUACGGAUAUCCAGCUAGCUCCAGUGAAGAAGGAAUCUACGCUCCCAGUUAAAAUCUGCACAGUUGUCUUUAAGGAAUUACUGAAAGUCAGUUGGACUGAUGCUUCAGGUGUGACUAGGUCAUGGAUGUAACAGUUUCGGGGCAACUCAGACACGAUAGUGGCAAGCGUGUUGUGAAGAGAAGUCUUCGUGAGAACCUCUCACUUUGCCCAGGUGAAUUCAUUGCCGCUUCAGUAUGCGUCUUUUCCUAGAUCACACUCCAGGAGCAUUACUACAAUGUGGAAAUGGAUGCUGACCAGAGAUGCCUCUCCCUUGCCUCAUCUUGCUUGCUUCCUUGUCUUAUCCCUGGCCUGGUCCGUGUCUGCCAGCUGCCGUGGCGAGUCCGAAGAUGCGCUGAUGCUGGAUGGUACAAAUUGCUCCUCGAGCCUGGAGCGCCACACGCGCAGCUACAACCACUUGCAGGGUGAUGUGCGGUGGCGGAGACUCUAUUCUGCCACCAAGUACUUCCUGAAGAUUGACAGAACAGGGAAGGUAAAUGGGACCAGAAAGAAGAACUGUCUGAACAGUAUAAUGGAGAUCAGGUCAGUUAAUGUUGGAGUAGUCGCAAUCAAAGCAGUCAACACUGGCUUUUAUUUGGCCAUGAACAAGAAAGGGAAGCUAUAUGGCACGGAAGAGUACAACAACAAUUGCAAGUUUAAGGAAAGGAUAGAAGAAAAUGGUUACAAUACCUAUGCCUCAUUGAAGUGGAAGCACAAAGGACGACAAAUGUUCAUCUCAUUGAAUGGGAAAGGGUCCCCUCGGCGAGGACAUAAAACAAGGAGAAAACAUCUCUCAGCACAUUUCCUCCCGAUGAUGGUUCCUUAAAGGUCAGCUUGUGCCCAGUAGCCCUGAAACUUAUACCAUUACCUAGUCUUGCUACUUGAUGCUUCACAAGAAAGAAGUGCACAUUUUCUUUCCUUUCUGUCAUGGAUCUCUUAUACUGAGCUAUUUUUGGUUUAUUUCUGCGUUAAGCUUGUGGAGGCAACAGAGCAUAGACUGUUGUAAAUAUAGGUUUUAUUGGGACCAUUUGCAGUGCCUCUUCAUCAGUAUAACCUUAGGACUUCUGUAGAGGAAAGAAAAACCCUUCAGUCACAAUAGACAAAAGAAGUAACGUCGUAGGAUUUAAUGGAACAAUUUGGUCUUUUAAAAAAGGCCUGAAAGAAGCUGAUUUUUUUUUGACUCAGAGUGUGGACAAUGGAUGAACAGUGCUAUUCUGGUAUCUGGGGUGGGAUAGCAGGAGAGGUUGAACUAAAGUCUUAUUGAGCACCUAUACCAAAGUUCUGAAUUGUUUCAAUGCACAGAAGACUAUGCUCUAGUCAAAGAAGACAGCAUUUGUAAUUUGCACCAGCUUUAGAGAGACAAUGUACUAACUUCUGCAAGUUCAUGGACUGUGCACUGACCACACUCCCAUCGAGGGAGUUGGGACGUCCAAGCUGAACUUAUUGUGAGCUCUGAAGAGAUAGACUUGUGACUCUUCCAUUACGCACAGAUACAAGGGCAAUGCUUCCCUACAAAGCGAUUGUUAGAUAGGCUGAUGAUUUUGUAGGAUAUGGUCAUAUUUAUGCAAUUAUAAAUUGUGAUGUUACUCCUAGGUUAAAGUGAUGCUGGAACAUUCCUAAUGGUGGUUUUGCAGAACCACCAAUAUCAUUUCAACACCGGUGAAGUUGGCUUUCAUGUAACAUAACUCAAUAAAUCUCAUUCUUUCCUAGAAAGCACAUGCAAGAGAUAUUGUUUUUUGAUGGAUUUCUAAAGGUUUACAAUGUGUUUAUUAGAGUGUUGCAACUCUUUUAUAACAUAGUGAAUAAAGUGGUAUC
Messenger RNA from Hypanus sabinus (Atlantic stingray), 1979 nucleotides. It is a transcript of the gene fgf22, whose product is annotated as fibroblast growth factor 22. The coding region runs from base 403 to 990 and encodes 195 amino acids. The transcript has 4 exons. The record is from RefSeq and is a predicted model, not a curated record. Gene Ontology annotation, cellular component: cytoplasm. Gene Ontology annotation, biological process: animal organ morphogenesis; positive regulation of protein phosphorylation; fibroblast growth factor receptor signaling pathway. Lineage: Eukaryota; Metazoa; Chordata; Chondrichthyes; Myliobatiformes; Dasyatidae. Gene Ontology annotation, molecular function: fibroblast growth factor receptor binding; growth factor activity.